Sesamum indicum (sesame) is the source of this 3093-nucleotide messenger RNA. Its product is annotated as linoleate 13S-lipoxygenase 3-1, chloroplastic-like. The record is from RefSeq and is a predicted model, not a curated record. Lineage: Eukaryota; Viridiplantae; Streptophyta; Magnoliopsida; Lamiales; Pedaliaceae. Gene Ontology annotation, biological process: lipid oxidation. Gene Ontology annotation, molecular function: oxidoreductase activity, acting on single donors with incorporation of molecular oxygen, incorporation of two atoms of oxygen; metal ion binding; protein binding.
GAGCUCAUUCACAGCCCAAUAAGCAACACUCAGUUUCUUUCCGCAACAAUGGCAGCAGCCACCGUUCUUGGCAAUCCACUCACACUGACAAAGAACUCAUCAUCACCUCCCCUCUCUUUGCUUCAUACCAAUGGCUACUACCAUCACAAAAGAUACAAAUUCACUUACAGCCCCCGCUCACCGAAGAUGGCGCCAAUCAGGCGGCCGACUUGCAUGACAUUAGUGGCAGCUCCUGUGCUAAACGGCGUGCAAUGUAUCAUGCAAGAGAAAUCUACGAUGGUUGACUUGACGGCUCUUGUGAAGAUGAAAUUUAGCAAAGCAGGAAGUCUUAAGGAGCUGAUUCGUCGCUCGGUUGAGGCUGCCACUAGUUCAGUCGAGGGAGGUGUUGUUCUGCAGUUGGUGAGCAAAGACGUCGAUCCUGAAACAAAGAAGGGAAAGCUUAGUGAGGAAGCUGUGUUGCACUGGUCAUCGAGCAGCAAGGCUGAAGCAGAGCAUCAGACAUACGAGGUGAAUUUCAAGAUUGAUCCCAAUUUUGGAUUGCCUGGAGCAAUCUACGUGCAUAGUCGACAUCAAGACGAGUUCUUCUUGAUGAGCGUUUCGAUUGAAGGGAUUGUCCAUUUUGCUUGCAGAUCCUGGAUACAACCUGUGACGGUUGAUUCUGGGACUAGGGUCUUCUUCUGUGACAAGGCUUGCCUGCCCUCCCAAACUCCAUCAGGAUUGGUAGAGCUGCGGCAGAGAGAACUUAAGGAUUUACGAGGUGAUGGGAAGGGAUUAAGGUUGCCGUCUGAUAGAAUAUAUGACUAUGAUGUUUAUAAUGAUCUUGGGAAUCCGGACAAAGGAACUAAUUAUGCAAGGCCGACUCUUGGUGGUGGAAACAACCCGUAUCCUAGAAGGUGUCGAUCUGGACGACCUCCUACAACCACUGAUGUGUCCGCAGAGUCUCCAUCAAGUCCUUCACUACCAGCAUACGUUCCCAGAGACGAAGAAUACGGGGAGCAAAAAAAAGAAUUUAUGUCUCAUGGAAGGAAAAAUGCAAUACUCCGCAAUAUAGUCCCACUUCUAAUAGCCAAAAUAUUUGGUGAGAAGAACUUUUAUGUAGCUGUUGAUGCUGACAAUCAACAUAAAAACAAGAGUAAAAUGACCAUUAUGUCACUGGACAAGCUAUUGAACAAGAACCCAAUACUAAAGAUUCUCAGCAAUGUUCAAGAGGUGAUAGAGAGAACGUUCAAUUUGGAUCCUCCAAAAUAUAUUUCGAAGGAUGCAAUAUGGGGAUUGCCGGAUGAUGAAUUUGGUCGUCGAGUUCUUGCCGGUGUGAACCCUGUAAGUAUAGAGAAGCUGAAGGUCUUUCCUCCUGUAAGCAAACUUGAUCCCUCCAUCUAUGGUCCGCAAGAGUCAGCAUUAAAGGAAGAACACAUAAUCAGCCUUCUCGAAGGAAUGUCUGUGCAACAGGCAAUGGAUGAAGAUAAGCUGUUCAUAUUGGACUACCACGAUAUCUACCUUCCCUACGUUGAUCGCAUAAAUUCAAUUGAAGGGCGUAAAACAUACGCGACAAGAACUAUCUUCUUCUUAACUCCUUAUGGAACUUUGAAACCAAUUGCAAUUGAACUGAGCCUCCCGUUAGCAGAGCAGAAAGCCUCAUCAAAGCUGGUUCUUACUCCUCCUACUAAUGGAACCGCCUACUGGCUUUGGCAACUGGCCAAAGAACAUGUCUGCUCAAAUGAUGCUGCCAUUCAGACACUUAUCAAUCACUGGCUGCGGAUACAUGCAUGUAUGGAGCCGUUCUUUGUAGCAGCUCACAGGAGCCUAAGUGUGAUGCACCCCAUCUUCAAGCUUCUUGAUCCUCAUAUGCGUUAUAUAAUGAAGACGAACUCAUUUAGUCGAGACGUUCUUAUCAAUGCUGGAGGAGUGAUUGAGACAUUUAACGCUCCAGCCAAAUACUGCAUGGAAUUUAGCUGUUCUGCCUACCAAGACUGGUGGAGAUUCGACCUUGAAGGCCUUCCCGCAGAUCUAAUAAGACGAGGAAUGGCGGUGCCCGACUCCACAUAUCCCUUCGGGUUAAGACUAACCAUUGAUGACUACCCAUACGCCCAAGACGGCCUCCUAAUCUGGUCCGCAAUUGAAAAUCUGGUGACGAAGUAUGUGAAUCACUACUAUCCAGAGGCAAUUAUUGUCCAAGAUGACACAGAACUACAGGCUUGGUAUAAUGAGUCGGUUAAUAAAGGCCAUGCUGAUCUUCGCAAUGCAGCAUGGUGGCCUAAGCUCUCUACACCAAAAGAUCUCAUCAACAUUCUAACAACCAUUAUAUGGACAGUAACAGGGCAACACGCUGUAAUGAACUUUGGUCAGCAUCCAUACGGUGGCUACAUCCCAGCCCGGCCUCCAUUCAUGAGACGGCUGCUGCCCUCAGAGAACGACCCUGACUAUGAACAUUUUCUUGCAAACCCUCAAGAGUAUUUCGUCUCAUCUCUGCCAAGUUUUACACAAGCUGCACAGUUUGCUGCUGUCCUUCACACUGGCUCAGGGCAUUCCCCUGAUGAAGAGUACAUUGGAGAGAGGAAUGACUUGUCGAGUUGGGCCAGUGAACCGGAAAUCUUGGAGGCAUUCUAUGAGUUUUUGUUGGACACAAAGGCAAUUGUGCAGGAGAUUUCGAGGAGGAAUUCCGAUCCAAGACUCAGGAACCGUUGUGGUGAGGGAACAUUCCCGUUUGAACUGCUGAUUCCAAGCUCAGGAUCAGGGACUACUAGUAGAGGGGUGCCUAACAGUGUAACAGCAUGAGAAAAGGAUUUCUCUGAUUAUUACAUACCAGAACUAAAUUUGGAAGACGUAAACAGUCAGACCAUCCAGAUCAUGUUACAUAUCAACAAGGCGCAACCUCACCUAGAAUAAGGUUAGAUGAAUGAAGUAAAAUUAUGUUAAGGUUUCAUUACUUUGUUUUAAGGAUCUUGCUGUUGGUGCAUUGUAAGAUAAAGCAACAUAAGCAGCCAACUGAUGUUUCUCAUUCCAUGAUAAUAAAAACUACUUCAUUUGUUUCCCUUUUUGAUUUCUUUUUAAAGUUUUUUCAUCUGGGAAGAACAGUAUUUUCAUAUGUACAUU